ACCUCCAUCACCCACUACAAGUCUCCCACUACUCCCACUUUGAUCAUCAUCCUAUACAUAAAUCCCACAUAGGCAGUUGAUCAUUUUUGAUUCUACCCGGUGAACAGUUGUUGCGCUGAGGGAAAAUGAUGAGAACAAGCUCCAUGUGCUACUCUAACUUCCAAGUACCCAAGUUUUGCAAAACGUUAAGGUACUUAGUACCAUCUAUUCGAUUAGCAUCUUUAGGAAGAACUUGGGCACAAAACUUUAAGGUACUUACCACUAGUAGUACUACUCAUGAAUCAUCUGCAAACUGCUUCAGAAGCAUACAAUACUCUGAUGCUCAAGCUAAGAUAAUUUUGGACGACAAAAUUGUAAAGCCGCCUCCUGUUAAUGUGUUGGUUUUUGAUAUUGAAACCACUGGACUUCACCCAAAGAAAGGAGGAAUCAUUGAAAUCGCAUUCCGGGAUGUUCAAGGUGGCAAGAACAGUUGUUUCCAGACCCUAGUAAACCCCGAGCAAGAUGUUCCAAAUUCUGAUAUCCAUGGUAUAAGGACUGUCAUGGUGAGACGUACAGAUGUCCCAACGUAUGUAUAUCUUUCAACACCUUCAAUUAAGCAGAUGAAGGAAUUGAUUCCAUUCCUUCUCCAAUACAUCCAAAGCCGCCAAGUGCUUGGAGGGCAAGUUUUGCUUGCUGCUCACAAUGCAAGACGUUUCGAUGUACCCUUUUUGAUUGAGGCAUUCAGACGCUGCUCAUUGGAUAUUCCUCAUGACUUGCUGUUUCUCGACACCCUCCCUCUGGCACGAGAAGUGAUGAAACUGUAUGGACCAAAGGCUUCUAGAAAGCUCUCACUUCAGGCACUUGGUGAGUUCUAUAGGAUCCCUUUAGAGGGUUCAGCUCAUAGGGCCAUGACAGACGUGAACUUGCUGACAUCUAUACUUGCGAACAUGAUUUCCGACCUGAAGCUUGGUUCCACUGACCUUUUGCAAAGAACUUUCAAGGCUUCAGAUGUGAAUAACUCGAAGAAGAACGAGAAGAAGAGCUGAAGCUUCUAUGGCCAUGUAAAAAUUUAUGUGAUGAUUAUAAAUUUUUAAGACUGGAUGUAGUUUAUUCAUGUAGAUAAG
Messenger RNA from Rosa chinensis, 1103 nucleotides. RefSeq names its product exonuclease DPD1, chloroplastic/mitochondrial. The transcript has 4 exons. NCBI's taxonomy places the organism in Eukaryota, Viridiplantae, Streptophyta, Magnoliopsida, Rosales, Rosaceae. The coding region runs from base 126 to 1025 and encodes 299 amino acids. Gene Ontology annotation, molecular function: nucleic acid binding; 3'-5'-DNA exonuclease activity. Gene Ontology annotation, biological process: DNA catabolic process. Gene Ontology annotation, cellular component: cytoplasm. The record is from RefSeq and is a predicted model, not a curated record.